UUCAGUGGUCUUGUGAUGCUGGCUCAGGUCUGUGCGGAGGAGGCUAGUCUCAGAAAUUUGAUUAAUAAUAACCAGGUUUAUCAUAAUGGUCAGAUCGAAAUCAAGUAUGUUGCAAUCGAAUGCAAGAGGAGGCGGCUGAAUGAUGGAUAUGAAAGAAGAUGGUCUGCAGCUGAUCAUUAUGGUUACAAUUGCAAUGACAUUGAUUCUGAUUUUAGAUGCAAGCUUUGCAAUAAAACAUUUACUAGUUACCAAGCUUUGGGAGGUCACAUGUCAAGCCAUAACCGGCUCAAGAUCAACUCAAAGGAUCAUGAUCAUGCCCAAUUUAACUUCGAACAUCACAAUGAACAACAUCCUCUUCCUCCUCAAGUGGUUAGCACAUACAGCUGCAAUGUUUGCGAUAAAACAUUCUCAGGUUACCAAGCCUUGGGAGCGCACAUCUUAAGCCAUUGCAAGGAUGUGAACGACAACAACACCCACAACUCAGCAGAUAACAGUGUUGUUAAAGAUAACAAUGUGCCUGAGCCUCGUCAAGUUGAAUUGCACAGUUGCGGUGUUUGCAAUAAAGAAUUCACAAGUUACCAAGCUUUGGGAGGACACAAGUCAAGCCAUACGAAGUACAAUAACAACAAUAAUAUGGAUCGAGAUCAAUCUAAUUCUGCGGAUAUAUCAACCGGUAGUGCUGAAGAUAAGAAUGAACGUCAAAAACUCUAUGUAACAGUACCUCACCAAUGCAAAGAAUGCAAGAAGACUUUUCCAACAGGUCAGGCUUUGGGGGGCCAUAAGAGGCUUCAUUGGAAGGGCCCAACUGAAGCUACAGCGAAACCGAGUCAGCAGAGUAGUGCUCGUAGGAUCCUUGAAUUUGACCUCAAUGAGAUUCCAUCUAUGGAGGAUGAUGAAGAAAUAAAUGUGCCGAGCGUCCUCUUGCAAUUAUAAUAGUCAGUAGUUCUUUGUUUCUGAUAAUUCUUUCUAGUUUUUGUUGCAGUGAAAGACACUAGCAUAGGAACCAUUUUGUUGCUGGUCUUGUGUUUUCACUUUGGGAUAUGAUUAAGAUCAGAUUGUAUAUGUAAAGAGUCAUGCAUACAUGGCGGGUUUCAUAAUGAGAUAUAAAAAAAAAGUCACGCACAUUAC
This is a messenger RNA of Rosa rugosa (rugosa rose), 1128 nucleotides long. Its product is annotated as zinc finger protein ZAT10-like. Gene Ontology annotation, molecular function: DNA-binding transcription factor activity. Bases 16 to 933 code for a protein of 305 amino acids. The transcript has a single exon. NCBI's taxonomy places the organism in Eukaryota, Viridiplantae, Streptophyta, Magnoliopsida, Rosales, Rosaceae. The record is from RefSeq and is a predicted model, not a curated record.